Messenger RNA from Periconia digitata, 576 nucleotides. NCBI's taxonomy places the organism in Eukaryota, Fungi, Ascomycota, Dothideomycetes, Pleosporales, Periconiaceae. The record is from the annotation of a GenBank genome assembly.
UCUUUACUGUAAGUUUACGCAAGGGGCUCUAAGUCAGGGCUCCUACAGCUUUCAAACCAGGGAUAAACGAUUUUUUCUCCGGAUAAUACCACCUGCCUCAGAGGUCUCUGUGUACAGGGAGUCGAGCAUAUGCUUUGCAUGCAGGUCCUACUGUGGUUGCGACAUCAAUCAAUUUCUCGUCUGAACGCCUGUUACUCCCCCGCAUUCUGCUCUGACACUGCUUUCUGGCAAAACUCGCUGCCGCAUUGGGAGGUUGCCUGUUCGCACCCCAAAACAACACUACCCGAUUCAUUCGCAUACCACAACCGGGCUAUGUGCCACUGUUGCCAAUUUUAUAGUCUAUUCUUGUUCAAUUGCUUCUGUUUUUACACAGAACGGCACAAUGUCGAAUUAGCAAUAACGAGGUUGUGUAUAUUUACUUUCUUCUCGCCGUUGUCCAAGCAAGUUUACCCUCGUCUCCGCUCAGUGUGUUAUGAUCAAAACGAAUAUUCGCCACCGAAAAUCUCAACGUUUCGUACUUGCGACUCGUUGCAACCCCCGCAGAUACACGAUUCACUAUUAACCGUUCGAGCGUGA